Messenger RNA from Ogataea parapolymorpha DL-1, 744 nucleotides. RefSeq lists its product as uncharacterized. Bases 1 to 744 code for a protein of 247 amino acids. The transcript has a single exon. NCBI's taxonomy places the organism in Eukaryota, Fungi, Ascomycota, Pichiomycetes, Pichiales, Pichiaceae. The record is from RefSeq and is a predicted model, not a curated record.
AUGUCUUCCGCAACUGCCAACGUUUUGGCCACUAUAGGCACCAUUCUAUGGUGUGUGCAAAUGAUACCCCAAAUUAUUCACAAUUAUAAACGCAAAGACACUGAGGGACUCAAUCAGUGGAUGGUUUUGCUUUGGUGUCUGUGCGCCCCAUUUUUCGCCAUCUACUUUGUUUCGGAAAACAGCACAAUCCCCAUCCAACUGCAACCUCAUUUGUUUGGCUUCUUUUGCCUCAUCGUUUACUUACAAGUGCUCUACUACCCUCCAGUGAGCAGGCCAAAGAAAGACAUUAUUUUGCGCGGCGGUCUAUUUGUGUUUUUCUGGGUUGUGCUCGAGGUGGGUUUCAUCAUCCCCCUACGCAUGGAAUACUCCAAAGGAGUGAAAUGGCCGCUGCUAAUUUUUGGAAUCAUCGGCUCCGUGCUUUUAGCUGUCGGAUUGUUGCCACCAUAUUACGAGCUUUCAAAGCGUCAGGGACGAGUUGUUGGAAUAAACUUCAUUUUCCUGGCUACCGACCUCAGCGGAGCAGUGUUUUCCCUCGCCUCGUUGGCAAUCGGAGACAUUGAUGUUAUGGGCUGUAUAUUAUAUUCGAUUUGCGCGUGUUUGGAAGUUGGGAUUUUCAUGAGUCACGCGAUAUGGUGGCUCAGAUUCGGUCGCAGAAGAAAGCCGGUGGACGGUGACCUUACGCAGGUGUGUACCGAGGAAGAAAAGGAUUUCGACGCGAUGGAAAUUCCGGAAUCCUUGGUUUAG